AUGUUUAGAGGAACAGUAGAUAGAGCAGGUACAAGAGAGGGAAAGAAGACAAGUCUGAGAAAGACUGGAAAGGAUAAGAAGGUUGCUUCAGCAGCGGUGGACAAUGCACCAAAGACUAGGGUUGACCCGGUGCCGACGCUGAUCGAGUCGACUCGUCCUCUGUCAACCUUUGACUGUGGUGCCAAUCUAGUAAACAGACAUCUAGAGGCCGAUCAAGCAAGAGUCAUACAACGUGCUAUACAGUCUGGUAUUGAUGGAGUGGCCAUCAUCACCAAUGACUUUGAGAAGAACGAGCAGUCACUCAACGUCUCUGAGCAAUACCCAGGUGUAAUCUACAGUGUCGCUGGUAUCCAUCCCAACAACAUCAGCUCCAAGAAGAUGUCUGACAAGUUGUUCCUACAACUCAUUGCUCAACUCAGAGGUUAUGCAAUCAAGCCACAUUGUAUCGGUAUCUAUGUAGGAUUGGACUAUGAACGUGACUAUGGACUGAAGUUCCCUCAAGAGAAGUUCAUGAAGGCUCAGAUCAAGUUGGCAAAGGAGCUUGGAUUGCCAGUGGUCAUGCAGGACUUUGGAGGCGGCGAGGGUCUGCUCGAGGUGAUGAAGGAGUGUCGCACUGACAUUGAAAGAGGAAUGAUAUACGUGUUCAACUCGGGCUCGGCAAUGCUACAGCGUUUCAUCGAUCAGGAUUUCUACAUCAGUUUCAAUGGACUCUUGUGCGAGACGUCGGACAAGGGCGACCAGAUGCGCGACUUUAUCACACAGGUGCCAAAGGAUAGACUGCUGUUGGUGACCGACUCGCCCAACGUCACGCCACAGACCAUCCCCGAUCAACACAUCAGAUCAAUGCCCAACGAACCAUCAAACCUCAUCUAUAUCGUGAACAAGGCGGCCGAGUGUCUGCAGAUGACGCCCGAGGCCGUCGCAAAGCUCGUCAAGGACAAUGCCAAGAAGUUCUAUUCACUCAGCGGAGUGGCAGAAGCAACCACCGAUCAAGCAGACGAUGGAUCAUCAUCGACAAAGACACCUCCCAUCGUCGCAGCCGAGACAACAACUACAACAUCAACCACAGCAACAGACUCAAAGAAGAGCAAGUCAAAGAAGAAACAGCUGCAACAGAUGGAUGAGGAUGAGGACGACGAGGACAAUGAGAGCGACAACGAAGACAAUGACGAGAGCAGCAGCGAGGACGAUAUCGAUGUGUUUGAGCGACUGGACAAGGCAGAGCUCGAGAACCUGUACUACUCGUGCAAGAAGUGUCGAACCAAGCUGUUCAAGCAUGGCGACAUUGUGGAGCACGAGCAAAAGGCUGCCGUCCUCGAUCAUACUAUCGCCAAGCCAGCGACCGACAAAGGUCCAAAGAAGUGCAAAUCAUACUUCUUUGCUCCAACGGCCGCAUCGAGUUGGCUGAAGCCACGCUCUGACAAGCAGCUGGUGUGUCCAAAGUGUGAAGUCAAGCUGGGAUCAUUCAACAAUCUUGCCGGCGAGCAAUGCUCCUGUGGCGUGGUGUUGCACGAGCUCUGCCGUAUUCCAAAGAGUCGCGUGGAGGUGGUGCUGCUGGGCGAGGAUGGAGAGCUGGUCGAUCUGGCGCUGUUGUUGCACCUGGACGAUGACGACAGUGAUGAUCAAGAGUCGAGGAAGCAGAAGAAGAAGCGACUGGUCAAGAAGAUGGCCAAGAAGAGCAACAAGAGUAACUUUAGCAACUACAGAAACAAGGAUGCUGGUGUGUCCGUUAAGAAGACCAAGCAGAUACAACAACAGUUGGUUAGCUCUUUGGCAAUUGAGUCAGACGAGGACUAA
Molecule: messenger RNA, 1797 nt
Organism: Acytostelium subglobosum LB1
Lineage: Eukaryota; Evosea; Eumycetozoa; Acytosteliales; Acytosteliaceae
Exons: 3
Coding region: 1-1797 (598 amino acids)
Cellular component (GO): cytosol
Molecular function (GO): single-stranded DNA 3'-5' DNA exonuclease activity
Source: RefSeq, a predicted model, not a curated record